GUGCCCGGCGCGCGCCUCCCGCCGCCGCACUUUCACUCUCCGCUGCCGCGUUUGCUCCGAGUCCCGCCUGCGUCCGCCCGCCGUCCGCCGGUGCCAUGGAUGCCAAGGUCGUCGCCGUGCUGGCCCUCGUGCUGGCUGCGCUCUGCCUCAGCGACGGGAAACCGGUCAGCCUGAGCUACAGAUGUCCUUGCCGAUUCUUCGAGAGCCACGUUGCCAGAGCCAACGUCAAGCAUCUCAAAAUCCUCAACACUCCCAACUGUGCCCUUCAGAUCGUGGCGAGGCUGAAGAACAACAAUAGACAAGUGUGCAUUGACCCGAAAUUGAAGUGGAUUCAGGAAUACCUGGAGAAAGCUUUAAACAAGAGGUUCAAGAUGUGAGAGGCGCAGGUUGGGUCAGACGCCUGAGGAAACCUUACAGUAGGAGCCCAGGUCUGAAACCAGUGUUAGGAAGAGCCCGCGGCGGCUCCGCUGCACCCAGGCAGGGCCCGGUACAUUUCCGAGGGCUUUGUUUUGCACAGUUUGCCUUUACUAUCACCAUUUGAUUAUGUAACAAAAUAUAUGGUGUUUAUUCUUCAUUUAGUUUGAUUAUCCAGUGUCGCUGGUGACAGAUAGGAACUUAGACUGAGGCCAUUAUUUUACUUGCUUUGUUAUAAUAUCUUUCCCGUGGAGCCCCUCACCCAGCUGGAGGUUCCUGAGUUUUGUAUCUCUCUGAGCUGUGCAGGCUGAGACCCCAGAUCAUCCUGUUGUGGGACGGAGAGCCCCUGGGACGUAUCAGAACCAGGGCAGACCCUAGUGAAGGCUGCCCCAUGCAUGGGGGGAGGGGGGGCUGCAGGGUCAAGUUUAGAGAGUCAGACGGGAGCUUCACCCUUCCUCAGAGUGAGAGCUGGGGCCUUCCCCAUUGGUGAGCAUCACAGGGCUUCCCCAAGUUGAGGCAGGCAGGGAGAGACGCACCCCUCAUCCUGAGCUCUUCCCUACAUCCCAUCAUGCUGUUGUCAUUCUCUCUCUCAUCCAUCAUCAUGUAUCUCCAAGACUGUCUCCAUCGCCCUGGAAAAAGACUGUCUCAAGACCAAAGCUUUCAUUUAAACUGGGCACCAAGAAGCAAAUCAAAAUGUCUCUCGUGUCACCCGGUGCUGCAAACACUGUGCACAUCUGUGUCUCGUUUGGAAUAUUGUCCGUUGUCCAAUCCUGUGUCCUUGUUCAAAGCCAACGUCCUCGGGGCACGCACUGUCCACCCCUUGGAUGCAAAGGCUCAGGGUAAGGAGAGGUCUUUUGACCAGGUUUCUGAUUAGGGGUGUGAUCCUCUUGGGUGGACAGCCUGGGUUUUUCCACUGAUCACAAACCCAAGAUGGAUCCACAGAGCCCAAGGGAAUUCGGUGCGCAGCAGAGUUGACCCAUGAGGAGGCCAGGCCUUUAUGCUCCUACAGUUGGUAUCUGAGAGCCACGGGGAGUUUUUGCUCCAUUGCAUCAAGCGCGUGAUUGUUUUGGCGAGAACGUGAAAAGAAUCCUCAACCCUUUUUUUUGGUUUUUGAAAAGCUGAUCCAUGAAAUAAUGAGUCCUGGACGUGAAGAUUCCUUCCCAACUAAAAUCUAACCUCCCCUUUUUCCCCACCUGGCAAGCCCAUCAUCCACCACCUUGUACAGUGGCGUCUGGACUUCUCCACUGCUGUUACCUUGUGCUUCCAGAACGUCCAUCUUGGCUUUCACUCUUAGAAAAGGGGAUAUUUGGGAAAGUAGGCUAAAACCUUGACGUGUAGGGUGUUUUCCUUUACCGAGACCAGUUUGUAGAGUUGCAUUAAACAGUUUAAGUGCAGCAGGUGGGCACUUGAGGGGCUUUUUGCUUGUUGUGUCGUUUCACAUUUCAUCUUACUAAUACUUUGCUUUUGGUUCAGUGUCCCAGCAAACAUUUUAAAUUAAGAAAAUGGAAGAAAAGCAGGGCAAAACAAGGAAAUGUAUCAGUUGAGAGGACACUGUAAACAACAUGCAGAAAGUAUAUUCUAACAAAAUAAUCUGGAAUUGUAGGUGUUUUUAGAUUUAAUAAUCUUUGUGUUAUCGGUAACAUGUUAAUAUUUGCGUAAAUAUUCCUUUAUAUUGGGUCUUCGUGGUAGAAAGCCAACCCCUCUGCCAAACGAAAAUUGGUAUCUUCAAAUCAGCAAUAUUAUAUUGAAUAAAAUAGAGCACAGGGACCUUUAUUAGUUAGAAGGAGUACCGAACUGGUUUCAAAACUGUCUUUUGAAAUUAACCUGACACUACAGGGCUCCUGAAUUACAUGUGAAAUGAUUGCUUUUCAGUGGGAUAGGCUUUUUCUAAGUCAUCCAAGAUAUUUAAAACUCUCAUGGAAAAUGUGGAGCCAUCUUCUCCUGGAAUCCCUGAACCAGAGCCAUUAAAUCUCUUACUCCAAGAAAAUAAACGUGGCCCUGAAUCUUGACUACAGUUAAAGAAUUGUUUGUUUCUCCCCAACAGGGGGGAAAAUAGGUAAGAGUAGAAACUUCUAGGAAAAUUAUCUGCCUAACAAUUACUCUACUUGCAAUCUGCUUCUAAGUGGAGGCUGCCCAACUAAAGCAAAUGUGCAUUUAAAUAGUCUAUUUGCAAAGGAAAAGGCUCGCCCAUCCCCUUUUGCUUUAAAAACAAGUCUAGAGCAUCAGUUGAUUAGGGGUCACCCAGCUGUUCCUCCUCGUCCAAUGCUGCUCUACCUGACCUUCCCUUGGGCUCUGUGUAACCUCUAAGGCCGUGCUCCCUUGCCAGCCUUUGCAUCAGGACCUGGGCAGCUGUGGGGCCGGGGUGGGGACCGGGACCCCUAGAAGUGCUGUGUGUUUAUAUCUGAAUCUGCGCCCUGUGUUGUUUGCACUGUUCUUUGUCCAGCCCCGCCAGGUGCUGAGACCCCAGCGAGGUGGCUCAGGAGUAGGGGAGCGGUGGGGGGGAGCCCUCUGCCGGUGGGCCUGUCCUCCAGAGAAAGGAGGUUCAGCUUUGAGCAGAGGGCCUGAAUAGCCAAAAGUUGCAGUUCCCCUCUGUGUGAAGACCAGAGAACUUCUAAGCUUUUUCACUGGAUCCGAUUUGACCUUCCUUUUCUGACUGCUGCCUGAUGUUAUGGCAUGGGCUCCCCACUGGGAGCUCAUCACCACCCCCGCCCCCCGACCCCCGGGCAGGCAGUGUACCCUUCUGCAACUGGAUGGGAAUUGUGGGGUCCCUGUACACAUCUUCCCUGUACCUAUCUUCCCUGACCCAUUCCCAGGGAGCCCUGUCCCCGGGAAAUGCUCCCUGGAAACCUUCAAAUCCCCUCAGCAGACCAUUGACAUUGAUUGCCAAGUUGAAAAAAAUAUCACCCGGAAAACUUGUUAGUCUGCAACCUCGCUGGAUUCUCAGUCUCUGAGCAGUGAUGGGUUCAGUGUUAAAUGUGAUAAAUACUGUAUUUUGUGUUGUUUAAAUUACAUCUCCCAGAUAAUGUGAAAAUGGUCCAGGAGAAGGCAGCUUCCUGUAUGCAGUGUGCUUUUUUUUUUUUUUUUUAAUAACAAAUAACAACUCCUUCUGAGAAACAACAAUUUCUACUUUGAAGUCAUAUCAAUGAAAAGAUGUAUAUGCACUUACAAUUUUUCUAAUAAAGACAUGUAUUCAAACGUA
Prionailurus viverrinus (fishing cat) is the source of this 3613-nucleotide messenger RNA. RefSeq names its product C-X-C motif chemokine ligand 12 (gene CXCL12). Bases 96 to 377 code for a protein of 93 amino acids. Gene Ontology annotation, biological process: induction of positive chemotaxis; cell chemotaxis; defense response. Gene Ontology annotation, molecular function: CXCR chemokine receptor binding; chemokine activity. The transcript has 4 exons. The record is from RefSeq and is a predicted model, not a curated record. Gene Ontology annotation, cellular component: extracellular region; external side of plasma membrane. Lineage: Eukaryota; Metazoa; Chordata; Mammalia; Carnivora; Felidae.